UUUGAAGUCCAGUUCCGUCGUCUCUCUCUCUCUCUCUGGAAUGUUUGAGUUUGGGGAUGAACUCAUAAUAGACAGCUACAGGAUUCCAUGGCUGAUAUGGAUCCAGCUACUAGUUAUGUUUCUUCUCGUUAUAUUGCUUUAUUAUUUCUCCACUACGCCUUCUGAUCUCUCCCUCCACUUCUCCACCGCCACUGCCACUGCCACCGCUUCGCCGUCAGCCACCGGUCUAUCCUACCAUCGCUCUUUGCUCACUUCCACCGCUGCAAACAAUCAGCACAAUUCUAAGGAUAGAGAAAAGGAAAUCAAAGAGACAGGGACGAGCACAAGUGAAGUAGUGCAGAGAACAAAUAAACCAGAUGGUCGACACAGGGAGGGCUCAUCCACAACAGUCGAGGGCGAUGGCUUGAUGUUUGAACUUCCGCACCAUCCUUGUAAUUUCUUUGGGGUUGCAAAACAAGCGUUUCUCAAGUGCUUGGGUUUCGAUUCCUCACCAGAGAACCCCACUAGGAGACGACACGAGAAAAAUGAUUGACAACGUAUGCCCCCUCUCUUCGUCUCCUUAUGAAUGUACAGCAUGCUUUCUUUUUCUGUUGUUCCAACGAGCUAGAAAACACUAACCGUAUCCUUGGUUAGAUCGGUUAAACUCUGAUUGUCAAUUGUAACAUUGUAGCAAUCGAUUUAGGACUAGUUUUGAUGCAUUUGGUCUUGGAUGAUUGGAUCAAAGCUUGCUUACAUGAUCGUCGAGCGUGGCUCUCAGUUCUGCCCCCCCAAUCAAAACGCAUGAUAGAUCAUUUAAUAUAUAAAGUGACGAUAUGUUAAGAGG
Messenger RNA from Cynara cardunculus var. scolymus (artichoke), 823 nucleotides. RefSeq lists its product as uncharacterized. Gene Ontology annotation, biological process: innate immune response. The coding region runs from base 41 to 532 and encodes 163 amino acids. The record is from RefSeq and is a predicted model, not a curated record. Lineage: Eukaryota; Viridiplantae; Streptophyta; Magnoliopsida; Asterales; Asteraceae. The transcript is spliced from 2 exons.